This is a messenger RNA of Clonostachys solani, 1155 nucleotides long. The record is from the annotation of a GenBank genome assembly. NCBI's taxonomy places the organism in Eukaryota, Fungi, Ascomycota, Sordariomycetes, Hypocreales, Bionectriaceae.
AUGCAGGUCAAGGAGCUGGGGGAGUCGCUCUCGCGACACGGGGCCAAGAUCUCCCGACAUCAAUACCGCCUCUUUGCCGCCGUCGCCGCCGCCCUCAUGGUGCUCAUCGUCGUCUGGACGCUUCACGGAUCCGCCUUGGACACAUUCAACCUACGCCCAGCUCACGAGGCCAGCCACGGCCAGGCCCCGCCGACGACCGAUGUGCACGACGAGGCCGACGCCCAUUUCCAAGGCACCGAGGAGGAUAACGACGAGGCGCUGAAGCACGGCGUAGGAGACGAUGCGCAUCACGAUAUCCCUCACAUCGACCAUAUCCCCGAGAACGUCACGGUCGUCCCGGAGCUGAUCAAGAUCCCUAAGAGGAUCUGGCAGAUCGGACUGCCCAAGAGCCCGCUGGAUACCGAGUCUCACAUCGACCCCAAGGGCCUCCAGGAUACCCCUACAUGGCUGGCCUUGAACCCAGACUACGAGUACACCAUCGUAGGCAAAGCCGGCGGCGAAGAACUCCUCGACACGCACUACGCCGACCAGCCGAAGGUCCGCGAGAUCUACCACGGCCUCGCCAACGUGGGCAUGAAGUCGGACCUCCUGCGCUACCUGAUCCUCGAGACCAUCGGGGGCACCUACACCGACACGGACACCAUCGCCCUCCGGCCCAUCGACCGCUGGGUCCCGCCGCAGUUCGAGGGCAAGGUCGGCCUCAUCGUCGGUAUCGAGUUCGACCAGCGCGACAACGGGCCCUGGGCCGACAUCCUGCACCCCCUCCAGUUCUGCCAGUGGACCAUCGCCGCCGCGCCGGGACACCCCGUCUUCCGCAGGAUGAUCGACCGCGUCCUCUGGUCCGUCCAGAAGAUGGCCGUCGAGCACCAGUCCCCCGUCUCGCUCCUCAUGCCCAGCAGCACCGAGGUCAUGAACUCGACGGGACCCGCCGCCUGGACCGACGUCGUCUUCGACCAGCUCAAGGAGUUCGACCCGUCGCUCAACUCGGUCCGCGACCUGGCGUACAUGACGGAGCCGAGGCUGAUUGGCGACGUGCUCGUGCUGACGAUUGACGGCUUCGGGAUGGGGCAGCCUCACUCGGCCAGCACCAACGACGGGAGCAUCCCCGAGGCGGCGUUGAUGAGGCACUUGUUCAGGGGGUCUUGGAGAGGUUAA